Molecule: messenger RNA, 419 nt
Organism: Scleropages formosus (Asian bonytongue)
Lineage: Eukaryota; Metazoa; Chordata; Actinopteri; Osteoglossiformes; Osteoglossidae
Gene: mrpl34
Product: mitochondrial ribosomal protein L34
Exons: 2
Coding region: 108-410 (100 amino acids)
Biological process (GO): translation
Cellular component (GO): ribosome; mitochondrial large ribosomal subunit
Molecular function (GO): structural constituent of ribosome
Source: RefSeq, a predicted model, not a curated record
ACGCGACAUUGGGUCACGAACGUUACGGAGGGCAGUUAGCAUGUUGGCUAGCGGAGCGCAAUAAUCAUCUUCCGUCCUCUUUGAAACACGGCUUAUUAAAACGGAAUAUGAAAAUGAACAUUUUGAGGCCGGCGGCGCUUCUCUUCUGUGGAGUGGGGCGGAGCUCUGGCGGGAGCGCCUUGUUGUCCCCGCUGCUCGCCACUUGCCCCGGGGCCGAGCUUAGGCCAGUCUUCCAGCCUCUGCCCUGGAGUCACCAGCAGGCCCGCACGGUCAAGAGGGGCACCGAGUAUCAGCCCAAGAACCUGAAACGCAAGAGAACACACGGCUGGAUCAAGAGGAUCAGCAGUCGCGGUGGGAUCGAGGUCAUCUUGCGAAGGAUGUUGAAAGGACGCAAGUCUCUGAGUCACUGAGUGGGGGAC